Messenger RNA from Bufo gargarizans (Asiatic toad), 4281 nucleotides. RefSeq names its product GRAM domain containing 4 (gene GRAMD4). The record is from RefSeq and is a predicted model, not a curated record. The transcript has 20 exons. Bases 224 to 2050 code for a protein of 608 amino acids. Lineage: Eukaryota; Metazoa; Chordata; Amphibia; Anura; Bufonidae. Gene Ontology annotation, biological process: apoptotic process; negative regulation of toll-like receptor 9 signaling pathway.
AGCCCGUGGCCGGCGUAGUCAGUAGGUGGCGGGGCUAGCUGCAGAGCUGGGGAGGAACAGGAGCGGGGGGUGAGGAGAGUGGAAGCGGCUCAUGUCUGUGCGCUAGGCGGGGGCCCUAGAGCUCCUCGUAGUAGGACUGUGUGCUACCACUGUACUGCCGCGCUACAGAGAGGGAAGGAGACGGCUGCGCGCUGUGCCAGAGGGACCGGGAGCUGCUGCUUGGAUGAAAGUUUGCUCGGAUGUCGGUGCAGGCGACAUAAACAGUCAUGUUAAAGUGAAGCAGAAAGGUGCCGUGCAGAACAUGCUAAGGAGACUGGACAAGAUCAGGUUCAGAGGUCCGAAGAGAGAAGAGUUCCCGUACUUAGCCGAGUCUCCCAAUGCUUCUGAUACAGAAUAUGGCGAUGAAAUCACCCUGAAAAUAACUCGAUCAUCAAAAGAAAAUGAAGAUUUGAAGGACCCUGCUAGUUCAGAUACCAUCAUCAUGGCUUCCGGAAUAGCAGACUAUAACCGGACGGAGGCUGACCGACUCAAUGAGGUUAAGGGGCAUCUGGAAAUUGCCUUACUGGAAAAGCACUUUUUGCAGGAAGAGCUCAGGAAGCUACGGGAAGAGACCAACAUUGAAGCGUUAAAGCAGGACCUGGAAAAGGAAAGGCAAAAAAGGGUCGAACUGGAACAGAAGAUGACCGAAUUGACGAAAGCAAGGAGUGAAGAAUGUGUGGCACAACCACCUUCAAAGGGACAGACUCAGAACAAUGGAACAGAUAAACCCAGAAAGCAAACUUUGUGCUCUAGAGUUCAGAAAUGGUUUUAUGAUCGUUUCGGUGAAUAUAUCGAGGAUUUCCGAUUUCAGCCUGAAGAGAACACGGUUGAAACAGAAGAACCGCUGAGUGCUCGAAGGUUGACAGAAAAUAUGAGAAGAUUAAAGAGAGGUGCCAAACCUGUUACAAAUUUUGUGAAGAACCUUUCUGCCUUUUCAGACUGGCAUUCUGUGUAUACGUCUGCUAUUGCCUUUAUUAUUUACAUGAAUGCUGUGUGGCAUGGCUGGGCCAUUCCUAUGUUUUUAUUCUUAGCUAUUUUGAGGUUAUCCCUAAAUUACCUCAUUGCCAGGGGUUGGAGGAUACAGUGGUGCAUUGUGCCUCAAGUUUCAGAACCUAUAGAGCCUCCAAAGGAAGACCUGACGGUUUCUGAGAAGUUUCAGUUGGUUCUCGAUGUAGCACAGAAAGCACAGAACCUUUUUGGAAAGAUGGCAGACAUACUGGAAAAAAUUAAAAAUCUAUUCAUGUGGGUACAGCCAGAAAUUACACAGAAGCUAUAUGUUUGCUUAUGGGCGGCCUUCAUCACAUCCUGCUUAUUUCCAUAUAGACUAAUUGGACUCUGUAUAGGGCUCUACGCUGGAAUAAAGUUUUUCCUCAUUGACUUCGUUUUCAAGCGAUGCCCAAGGCUUCGAGACAAGUAUGACACUCCAUACAUUAUCUGGACAAACCUACCUACAGAUCCACAACUUAAAGAACGAACAAAUGUAACUGCGUCUAGAAGGCUGUCAGGGCAUGAAAAGAUGCAGUCAGUAUCGAGAGUUAAUGUGACUUCCGGAGCUCCACAAACAACAAGCCGAGAUGAGGAGGGAGGAAGAUACCAUACUGCAAAAAAGAGCAGUUUUCUUGAGGUCUUCAGUUUAUCAGAAACGGAGCGCCCCUUGCCAGCUUGUGAAACUGGCUGGCGCUGCUGCUUGAUUAAUAGAGAUCGUAAAAUGCCCACAGACUACAUCCGAAAUGGUGUGCUUUAUGUUACAGAAAACUACUUAUGCUUUGAAAGCUCAAGAUCUGGUUCAUCAAAGCGGAACAAAGUGAUAAAAUUAUCAGAUAUUACAGACAUCCAGAAGUAUAAAGUUCUUUCAGUUCUCCCAGGAUCUGGCAUGGGAAUUUCAGUUACAACCCCAUCAACACAAAAGCCACUUAUCUUUGGUGCCAUGGGGCACAGAGAUGAAGCAUUUGAGACCAUCUUCAGCCAAUAUAUGAAAAUCACUUCUGCAGCAAUGAACAGUGACACAUGAGAUACAACGUCAUCAGUCACCUUGACUUUAUAAUCUUCAUUUUUGCCUUCCACUUCUUUAGUCUAUUUUGCAAUAACCUAAUUGAAUAGUGGGGAUUUAUUUUGCUGUUACAGAGAGAAAGCAUUCUGUCUUUUAUACGUGCUUUAUUUUUUUUAAGCAUCUUCCCCUAUUUUUUUACGAAAUGGUUCACCUGGCAAACAAUUGUUCCCUUGUUUCAUGUACUAUAUUUUUAUGUUUAUUUUAAUGUGUGUACUGUGAAAAGUCUGAAAUUGAUUGGUUUUCAGUCAGAUAUGUGGUACAAUAGUACUGUUUUGAGAGAAUUUGUUACAUAGAGCAGUAAAAACACAGAUAACUAUUGGAAAACUGUUUCUAAUACGUUUCCCCUGAAAGUGAUCUAUGAAACAUAAAAAUUGCACUUGGUUUGAUGUCAAAUAAUGAAAUCCCUAUGGCCCUGGAAGCCAUAAUGCCUAGAAAUAACCCUAAAAUGCAUCACUGCUUUUUUUAGUCAUCCGGCUUUUUUGAUGGGAUAUUGAUAAAAACAGCAAAGAUACUGUAGUUGUAUAAUGUGGGGAACUUCCUUUGUAAAGAGUUUUCCCUAUGCAGCUGUAGUUCCCAGUAUUCCAUUUAUACAGUUGGCAAUACACAUCAGAGGUGAACCGAACACUUUUCACCAUAUUGUAUUAGGGUACUUUCACACUUGCGUUGUUUGAUUCCGGCAGGCAGUUCUGUUGCCUGCAAGUGUUCCAUUUAUUUGGCCAGCGAUAAAACCGUAGCAUGCUGCGGUAUUAUCGCCGCCCUGAAAAGUCAAAAAGACUGAACUGAAGACAUCCUGAUGCAUCCUGAACGGAUUGCUUUCCAUUCAGAAUGCAUGGGGAUAAUACUGAUCAGUUCUUUUCCGUUUAUAGAACCCCUAGGAUGGAACUCUAUGCCGGAAAAGAAAAACGCUAGUGUGAAAGUACCCUUAGCUGUAAGCAUGCAUUUUAGUGAUGCAUUUUAACUUUAAAAAUGAUCUUUUAUGGGGUUCAAUGUCAAGAUAAAUCUAGUACUUAUCAUAAGUUAAAGGCUGUGACCUCCUUUGGAGACAAUUUUUGUUUAUCAUUGAAUUUUACUUAUUUGUGGCUUAAUUUUUUUUUUUUUUUUCAAUUGGUCUUUAUUUAAAAAAAAAUAAUUCCAAAGUUUUUGGUCUACAGCCUUCACUUGCAGUAUAUCUGCAGACUGGUUUAAUUAUUCUUUUACAUUGAAUCCAUCAGACAGCAGCUCUUAUGGCUCCAUGUGUAGCCUUCACCUCUGAACUCCUAGCAGCUCAUAAAUACUCAUUUAAGGGUACUAGCGUUACAGUUUUCCGGUAUUCAGUUCUGUCAUAGGGGCUCAAUACUGGAAAAAAAAAAAACACUUCUUCAGUUUUGUCCCAGUACAUUCUGAAUGGAGAGCAAUCCGUUCAGUAUGCAUCAGGAUGUCUUCAGUUCAGUCCCCUUUACGGUAUUUGGCCACAGAAAAUACUGCAGCAUGCUGUGGUAUUUUCUCUGGCCAAAAUUCCAGAACACUUGGCGGAUUCCUGGAUCCGGCAUGAUUUUCCAUUGACAUGUCUUAAAGCCGGAUCCGGUACCAAGUGUUCCAGAAAAACGGAUGCACAGACCUUUAAAUCUGUGAAAAAGAUAAAUACUGAAACAAAUGAUAUCUGUUUGCAUACAGAUUUCCAGAUCCGGCAGGCAGUUCCAGCAACAAAACUGCCUGCUGGAAUCUUCUAACGCUAGUGUGAAAGUACCCUUAGCCAUAUUGUUAUCAAACUGAGGGUUUAGCUAUAAUGAGUGUUUGAGCUGUCAGGGGUUCAGAGAUGAGGACUACAGUCUAAGCCAUCAGAGCAGUUUUCUGAUAGGAUUCACUGUGAAGGUAGAGCCUGCCUGUCUUCAAGUACACACAAAAUGUAAAACUGUACAGGAAAAGAUGUUGAUAUUUUUUUUAAAUAAAGUCCUAUAAAGAUUUUUUUUUUUUUGCCGAAAAUAAGUAAAAUGCAGUCAUAAUAAAAAAUUGCCCCAAAAAUGUUCAUAGCCUUUAAAUUGUUGCACCUACAAUUUCUUGACACACGUGCAGUUUUGAUUUGUGACUUUGCAGACCUCUUAAAGGGGUUGUCCAGGUUAAUAUCAGAUUAGCAGGGGUCCGACACCCGAUCAGCUGUUUGAAGUGAAUAGGAACGAGCCGUCCCAUUGAAAUGAAUGGGAUGGCUUUGGUGU